Messenger RNA from Durusdinium trenchii, 1185 nucleotides. The record is from the annotation of a GenBank genome assembly. Lineage: Eukaryota; Dinophyceae; Suessiales; Symbiodiniaceae.
GCGAACAAAGGUCUGUCUCUCUCUCUCUCUCUCUCAGGUGCGGAACAAACCGGUGGUCUGUGACCCACUCCAACCCACACCGCUGCUGUCGUGGCUCGAAGAGGAUUCAUUCGGACGCCGAGCCUCCUUGUUUUCUGCCAACCUCAGCGAAGCUCAGCGACGGGAAGGACAAGAGAAGUGGACGUCGAGCAAGGGCGUAGCGGACGUGAGCGCCACGACUGGAUGGUUCGAGCGUUUGGCCCUGUGCCAUGGUUCCUGGUCGUCAUUGGAGUCAGGGUGAUGGGCAGAGAUGAUGAGUUCAUGUUCUGCAACGUGAAACUGGACCUUAAUAUGGAGAACAACUGUGUGUGGUCUGCCACGGCAAACGAAGCACCCUCUCUGAAGCCUGGCACAGUACCCGGCUGCUUUCAGGAGUGCUAUGAGAGCUCGACCAUCCACACCGAUCCCGUCUUUGGAGGCUUUAAGAUCGUGAUGACACCCACGGGGGAGCGUUGGAAGACCUGCGACAUCCCCGGUUCCAAUUUGUCUUUCGCCUGCGUGCCUUUGGCGGUGACCUGCGCUUGGUCUUUGUUUGAUACUUUUCCCAACAGUUGCACCACCGUCACACUCUUCGAUGCCAACUUGAUCUGGGGAAAAGGGGAAAAACCCAUGGGACAUGCCUUUUUGGCCUUUUUCUCCUACAGCAAUUACUACAAAGAUGACAAAGGAGAGACUGGCUCACAGCGGACGUUGGACGUCCGAGUGAUGCUGCGCUCCAUUAGUGCAGGGAAGGAGAAUGCCAUGUGCUCUGGAUCCUUCCAGGUUCAGAAUGGCAGCUGCUUUGGCAUAAACACUGGGUCCAACCGAUACAAUGCGGAAGCCACCGAGCCCUUGCCUGCGCCGACCCUGGACGGGGAGCCCCCCUGGCCCAUUCCGGACUACAUCAAAACGCCCAGCAAGGCGGAUCAACUUGGCCCCCUGUGGAUCGCUCUUUGCGUCCUCUUGAUCUGCGCACGCUGCGCCUGCCGCUUCUACUUCCGCCGGCGGCGCGCCGCGGACGCGGCACGGCUCCAACAAAGCAUCUAGAGGGAAAAGAGGCGACCGGUGCUUGCUCAGCAGCGAGAGUGACUACAGCAAGCAGCACGGCUCUUCUGAGUUUCUAUCUUCUAUACCAACGGUAUCAAAUCGUUAAGAAUGGCAAAUAAU